Symsagittifera roscoffensis is the source of this 2133-nucleotide messenger RNA. RefSeq lists its product as uncharacterized. The transcript is spliced from 2 exons. The coding region runs from base 178 to 2064 and encodes 628 amino acids. Lineage: Eukaryota; Metazoa; Xenacoelomorpha; Acoela; Convolutidae. Gene Ontology annotation, molecular function: protein binding. The record is from RefSeq and is a predicted model, not a curated record.
AUGCGUAUUUUUGAUACCAUAAGUCAUGCUGCAAGAAAAUUACAAUAAAGAAACGUAGCUACUAUUGAAUAAAAAACGAGUAUAACGAAAGUCCAUCAUAACAUGUUUUAAAUUUAUGCUGUACUCUACAAUAGUUUUGUAAUCAAUUAAUUCAUUCAGUUUUAUUCAUUGAAAACAAUGGCCGUUACUUCCGAAAAAUUAGCUUCUGCUUUAGUCGACAAAUUCAUAAUUUGCACCAAUGAUGGAAGCUCCGACGAACUCCGCAAAAUUCUUCGAGAAAUCGACAACAAAACAAAACGAAAUAUCACAUUGAGCGAGGCCUUAAUGAACCAAAAUGUCAUUCAUUUGAUUUUGAAACUUCUCGAAAACGAAAACUUACAAACCGAUUUGAAGCAGCGCUGUUUGGGCGUUUUAGUUAACGUUACUUGUGGUCUAGAAAAUGGGAAAAUUUUGUUGACAGAAUUAGGAAUUAUACCCAAAAUUCUAAACUUUUGGUUCAGUUCUGAAGCUGACAACGUUUGUCGAAAGUGGUAUGUUGCUAUCUUGGCGAACAUUAGUACAAACUCGAGCGCUAAAAGUGUUUUAGUAACUGAGGGCGCUGUUAAAUUUUUAGUUACUGUUAUAAACAACUCAAAAGAAGCUCCGCCAGUUCGGGGAAUCUCAACAAUUGUGUUGAUUAACCUAAUGAACGAAUUAGCCGAAACCGCAUAUGAGGCGUUUAGCCGCGGCGUGUGUCGAGGUUUACUUGAAAUGAUCCAACUCGACCAAAAAGAUUGUCGGUCAAAUGCACCGUGCGCUAUGGAUAUAAUUCUGUCGAAAGUUCCAGAGUCCAGAACUUUUUAUGUCGACCAAGAGGCAUUCAAAGCAAUGACUCAUUUUUUGAACGUCUUUAAGGAAAAAUUAUCACUGGAGACGAUCAUUAACUGUGUGUCAUGUUUAGUUUACAUGGCUUGUGAAAACGAAAACGUUUUAAAAUUUCUUUUGGGGGUUAAUUUUGCGGAAACAAUUGAGACCAUUAUUUUGGUCGAGCAGGACUUCCUGGUGGAAAAACUGGACGUCAGAGGAAAUGUUCGGUGGCUGUUGAGAAUGCUCAAGGAAAAACAGCAGGCGUGUCUAUCGCCCACAAUGGUUUUCAACAUGAGCAAAAACAUCGAUCUAGACGAAGAAAUUGACCCCGAAAUAGGUUCAGUCGAGAAACUGCGUGAGUUGAGCCAAGACUUCACACCUUCACAAGAAUUAGAAACUCUCAUUCAAUCAAUUUUCGAUUCAUGUCGCGAUGACGAAGUGGCAUCCCUAAACUUAGUCAAAGAUGGAAUCGUAAUCGAAAUUUUGAAACUUAUGAAUUCUCCCAGCCGAACUGUUCGAAAGUAUUCGGCUGCUAUCAUGGCGACUGUAACUCGCGGAAUCGAUAUCGGUAUUACGUCAUUUAUCGAUUACGAUGGCGUGUCAUUGGUCAUGCAGACCAUCCGAACCGAAGACGAUGACGUAAUCCGAAGACUUCUUGUAACGUCAUUGUCCAAUUCACUGUCCAAUCAGGAAGCUUCUAGAAUGUUCUACAACGAAGAUGGCCUUGUGUUGUACUUCGACAUUAUGGAAUCUGAUAGCGAUGCAGUGACGAGAAGUAAAGCUAGUCUCGGAUUGGGUAACUUUAUUAACCAAUCAGAAGAGUUUGCCCUAGAUGCCGUUAAACAGGACUGCGUCGAAAUUCUACUAGACUUAUUGAACCAUAAACACCCUAAAUGUAAAGUAGCAGCGGCGAGAACUCUUGGGUUGCUGAUCUUCAAGAUCCCAAACCAAUCAGUUCAAAGUGUUCUAGAUUCAAAAGGCGUCGAAACUCUCAUCCAAGUUUUAGAAAACGAGUCCACAAGUGCCGAUGUGAAGUUCCCGGCUUCUUGGUGUUUGUCACAAAUCGUGGAAAAGCAUGAACAAAGUAAGAGUGUGUGCAAGGAGCGCGAACAACUUCUGGGAGUUCUGGAGAAAUUGAAAGAGAACCAAGAUUAUAGCCGGGAUGAUAAGCCGUUGCUAAUGCAGAGUCUGAACAUCCUAAUUGAACUCAUAAAAUGAAAAUUGUUUACUCUUCCUGAUGCUCUAUUAACUAACUUAUCAAUAUAUAUUCACAAUAUUUUGCUCAAA